Molecule: messenger RNA, 1212 nt
Organism: Fusarium musae
Lineage: Eukaryota; Fungi; Ascomycota; Sordariomycetes; Hypocreales; Nectriaceae
Exons: 3
Coding region: 1-1212 (403 amino acids)
Molecular function (GO): FAD binding
Source: RefSeq, a predicted model, not a curated record
AUGGUCUUGGCUCACGCGCUACAGGUCUCUGGCAUCGACUACGUCCUCGUUGAGCAGCGCUCCCAAAUUCCCCCUGAUCCUGCUUACGGGUUAUUUUUGUGGCCUCAUAUUAUGAGAAUCUUUCAUCAAUUAGGCAUUAUUGAAGCCGUCACAGCUGUCGCGCAGCCUAUGGUUGAAGCGGUUCAUAGAUCAAUUGACGGCAGUGUCAUUCAUCGCUCCAGAGGUUUUGAAGAGCUCGGCGCAUUAGGUGAUUUUGCCUCAGCGCUGAUGAGCAAGCUUGAAAACAAGGACCAACGCGUCAAGACAAACAAGCGCCUCACCAACGUCAUACACCGCGACAAUGGUGUAACAGUCGAAUUCGCAGACGGUACCACAGAAGAUGGAUCCAUCAUUAUUGGCUGCGACGGUGUCUGGAGUAGUGUCCGCGACCAAAUGAAAGCUAAGGCACCAAAAGGUCUUUUCGACGAGAACCCCAACCCAUUUCAAGCCCUCCACGCCGGCGUAUUCGCUAAAGCUCUCUGCCCCAAGGAACUCGAGCAUGGAAGAAAUAUCAAUGUGUACCAGGAAGGGUCUCACGUUCAGGUCUUUACUGGUCUGAAAGAAGCCCAGAUUAUUGUGUAUCAUCGCAUUCCGACUUCGAGAACGAAAACGUUCUUUGGGCAGAAUGACGCUGAAGAGGCGGCGAAGCCUUGGAUGGAUGUUCCGGUUGGAGAUGGAAUUACAUUCGGUGAUUUAUGGAGGAAUAAGAUUGCUGGAGGUAGUGCCAACUUUGAUGAGGGUGUUUUGCCAUGGUGGCAUUGGGGACGCAUGGUUCUUGUCGGUGAUGCUGCUCAUAAAAUGAACCCCAUCAGAGGUGCAGGAGCAUGCUGCGGCAUCGAAGACGCCAUCGCCUUGAUCAAUGGCCUCAGUCGGCUCCUUCACUCAGACGCCAACCCAUCAGACCGCAAGCUCCGUCAAGCUUUCCUCGCAUAUCAGUACGAGCGAGAAGCUGCCGCGAAGCUAUGGAAUGACAUUUCAGCACUGAACCUGGAGCUCUGCAUCGGUGCUAAUCAGCCUGCACUAAAAGCUCAAGGCGUUGCUGAUUACAGAACUAUUCCUCUCGUUGCUGACGGACCUAUCUUGCAGAACAUUCCGUUUGACGAGAAGAAGGGUUUCGUGCCAUGGACGAGAAAGAUUCGCAAGUUUAGUGAUAAGCCUAAAGCGCGCCUGUAG